This is a messenger RNA of Trichoderma virens Gv29-8, 868 nucleotides long. RefSeq lists its product as uncharacterized. The record is from RefSeq and is a predicted model, not a curated record. Lineage: Eukaryota; Fungi; Ascomycota; Sordariomycetes; Hypocreales; Hypocreaceae. Bases 68 to 748 code for a protein of 226 amino acids. The transcript has a single exon.
GACAAGAGGGACUCUAAGAGCAACAACACCAGUAUCGACUCAAGAACGGGCAGGGAACUCUUUCAAGAUGCAUUCCAUCCUGUCUCUCGCCGCUGCGGCUGGCCUUCUUGCGACCGCUUCAGCCACCAGACUCCCCAGUGUCAAUGUGCCCUCAUGCCCUCGUGUCGGCUCAAUUAGCUACAGCAAGUCGGUGCCUGACCUGACGCCCUUCCCACGCACCCAAGUCGACCUUUGCUACACAGACAAGAGCCUCGAGCUCACAUUCAUUGCCUAUGAUGAAGUCAACUACUUCUUCAACGCCUCGCAAGGCACCAAUGACGACAUCUGGGAGUACGAAGUCAUGGAGGCCUUCAUCUACAAGGGCACCGAAGAUCCCCAGACAUACGUCGAGCUUGAGGUCAAUCCCAACAACGUCACCUACCAGGCUUUUGUCUAUAACCCUUCCAAGAAUCGUGCGGUCGGCGCGCCGUUCGACCACUUCUUCGUUUCGGAUCCCGCCACCGAUGGCUUCAGCGCCAAGACGGUUCUUAACAAGCCAGCAAAGACAUGGAAGAGCAGCGUCACCGUUCCUCUGGGCAUCUUCAAUGUUGACGUCGGCAAGGCCAGAGGCACCUCUUGGAGGAUGAACUUCUUCAGAACCGUCGUCAGCCCUGAGAUUUACCCAAACCAGAUUCUUGGUGGAUGGUCGCCGCCAGACCAAGCAAGCUUCCACAUCACCAAGUUCUUUGGAAGAGUCAACUUUGUUUGAUCUGGAGUUCACGAUUGAUGCCUGCGAUCUGUAAAGGAUAGUUACAAAACACAUGUACAUAAUGCAGCACACCGUAUUUAAUUGUUUAUGAUGAAUGACUGGAUAACAAUUGGCUUUACU